Molecule: messenger RNA, 325 nt
Organism: Racocetra persica
Lineage: Eukaryota; Fungi; Glomeromycota; Glomeromycetes; Diversisporales; Gigasporaceae
Source: the annotation of a GenBank genome assembly
AUGGGUUUAUUAAUCGAUUCUGAAAAAGCCAGUUUCACUCUUGAUCCAAUUAUCCAAAAACAGAGUGUGAUUUCUGAUAUUGAAGUAGAACAUAAAACCAGCAAAAGUAAAUUAUAUUAUUUAAAAUAUCCGCUCCAAAAAGGUGAGGAAUAUUUAAUAAUUGCCACCAGUCGGCCCGAAACCAUUUUCGCCGACGUGGCUCUGUUUGUUAAUCCUAAAGACAACCGCUUUCAAAAAUAUCUCAACCAGUCCGUAAAACAUCCAUUUACGGAAAAAAUUAUUCCCAUUUUGGCAGAUGAAAAUAUCAGAACCGAUUUUGGCACAG